UUAUCAUGCAGCCUUGUCGGCCCAAAGCAUGGGUCUGCGAAGUCUGAGCGCGAAUCAGUCUACACGACGCACUCUAAUGCAAGAAAAAGGCAGUAUUAGGAAAAUGCUCAAGCCACCAAAGCAUUGCGCCUGUCCAGAACGCAAUCCUGGAUUGAAACUGAGCUCUACGGAGUCCCCUGCUGGGUUUAGCCUGAUUGCGCAGGUCCUUCAUAUAUUCUCGGCACCUGUGCAUCGUUCUCAGUUUCACCUGUACCACGAUGUCGAACCCUCAGCCAGCUCCAGUCGAGAACGCAUACAUAAAACAUAGCCGACCAAAGAACAUCUUCUGGCACCAUCGGUAAGCCGAAAGCUGAGUUAUGGACGUUAUGGAGUGUCGGAUAAUCUUACAAAUUCUUGACAGGGGUGUACUUGAUCAUGUUGACGACGAUGAAUUACCAGGUCGAGUGGAAAGCUUCAUCGGCGAAAAUCGUAUACCUGUCACUUACGAAGUUCUCCUGAAAGGCGCAAGGAUGAUCAAGCACGAAGACCUUGCAAGGAGCGGCAGAUCACUCAGCGAGAAACAGAGAUCCAUCCCAGGUUUGACGCAGGCAGAUCUUGAUCUUUUGAAAACCGAAGGGCAUUGGAGGCACCAGCCAUUGACACUCUAUAUGACGGUCGCUCUUGCCUCCGUCGCUGCCAUCGUCCAAGGUUGGGACCAGACAGGCACAAACGGAGCAAAUCUGCAAUGGCCAAAAGAAUUUAUUUCCGGGUACAAAGCCACAGACCUUACUGGUCAAAAUGCCUUAAUCGUCGGUCUUGUCAAUGCCGCGCCAUACAUCGUUAUCGCUGUUCUGGCAUGUUGGAUCUCGGAUCCUUUGAACCACUGGCUCGGCCGCCGUAAAACAAUCUGGAUAGGGGCGCUUCUCAGCUUGAUUGCACCUAUUGCUUCAGCUUUCACACGCAGAUGGCCACAACUUUUGGGCUGUCGUUUCCUGCUUGGAGCGGGAAUGGGUUUGAAAGAGGUCACAGUACCAAUACUAUCGGCUGAGAUUGCACCGCCAGAAAUCCGAGGUGCGCUCGUUAUGUCGUGGCAGAUAUGUACAGCAGCCGGCAUAUUCCUCGGGUCUAUAGCCAAUCUGGUGGCCAUAGAAUUUGUGCCGGACCAUCCAGAUCAAAGGCAUUCUAACAUCUGGCGAUAUCAACUGGGCUCAGCGUUUAUCCCCGCAGUCCCCCUUCUUUUUGGGAUUUUCUACUGUCCAGAGUCGCCACGCUGGCUGAUUCGGAAAAACAGGCCGAGAGAAGCUUACUUUUCUCUUUUGAGACUACGCGGUCAACGUCGAGAACUGCUUGCUGCCAGAGAUCUCUAUUAUAUCCAUGAGGAGCUCAGUUCCAAUCCCGAAGGAGGCUCAACGAUUGAGGAUACAUUCGGGCGAUUCAAAGAGCUAUUCGUCGGGAAAAAACGAGUUCGGAGAGCAACAGUAGCUGCGUCCACUGCAAUGAUAGCACAGCAGUUAUGUGGCAUCAAUAUCCUCGCAUUUUAUUCCUCAACAUUGUUCUCCAAUCUUCUUCAUCCAGAAGCGGCUGAUGAAAACGACCCGGACUUACGAACGCCUCUAUAUCUUACCCUUGGCUUCGGUGCUGCGAACUUCCUAUUCGCAUGGCCUGCUUUCUUCAUCAUUGAUCGCUUCGGACGCCGCGUUUUGUUACUGUCAACCUUUCCACUUAUGUUUAUCUUCCUGCUAACCGCAGGACUGUGCGUUGAGAUCAAGGAUGCAUCUAUAAAAACUAAAGUCGUUACAACGAUGAUAAUUCUCUUUGCUGCCAGCUAUUCACCUGGAGUUGGUCCUAUCGCCUUCACUUAUUCGGCAGAAGUCUUCCCCAUGAGUCACCGAGAAAUCGGAAUGAGCUGGGCAGUCGCCAUGAACAAUCUCUUUGCUGCUGCGCUAUCUCUAUCGUUUCCCUCGAUAAACCAAAAGUUCUCCCAUCACGGCGCUGGAGCAAUGGAAUUUUUCGCAGGUUUAAAUCUGUUGUCGUGGAUUCUGGUCUUUCUGUUUGUGCCAGAAACCUGUCUCAGGACUCUUGAAAACAUCAGUCUUGUCUUCGCCAUCGAGACCACAAAACACAUGCAGCAUCAGAUAUUCAAGGUGACACCCUGGUUCUGGAAAAAAGUGACGUUCAGGGAUCCCGGUCCCUGUCCACUUUUUUACCAGAAAGAUAUAGUUCAAAGCAUGGAGUUGAGGCCUGUAGAACAGCUUCUAUGACCGAGGGCCACUAUCUGGCAAAGCCGGUGCUUCGUUUGUUUUCAAGUCCUUGCGCUGUAGCGUGGCCAAUGAUGAGUUUCCAGGCCACAUCCUGCGCAUUGUCAUUCUCUGUGGCAAACUCAAUAUAGGCACGGGCACCCAAUUCCUCCAACACCGAAUAUCCGGUUUCUCUCGAGACG
Aureobasidium pullulans EXF-150 is the source of this 2419-nucleotide messenger RNA. RefSeq lists its product as uncharacterized. Gene Ontology annotation, cellular component: membrane. The coding region runs from base 357 to 2240 and encodes 627 amino acids. Gene Ontology annotation, molecular function: myo-inositol:proton symporter activity. NCBI's taxonomy places the organism in Eukaryota, Fungi, Ascomycota, Dothideomycetes, Dothideales, Saccotheciaceae. Gene Ontology annotation, biological process: transmembrane transport. The record is from RefSeq and is a predicted model, not a curated record. The transcript is spliced from 7 exons.